AUGGGCACUGAAGAAAUUAAGAAAUCAAAUUCUGAUAUUGCCAUCUCCCACUCUGAUCUCUCCAGAUCUCUCUCGUCUUCUAGGAAAGCGUGCGAUGACGACUACAGCGAAUACUCCCACUCUUAUACCCAGGAUAAGGGCAAAGGCAGGCUGAGAUCUGAAGAGGAUAACGUUGUUGGCGAGGAGGACAGCAGGACUCUCUGUUUGCGCCACAAGAAUAUGGCUGAUGAGGGCGCAUCGGCUGAGCUACAGCAAGCACUCGAUGAGCUACCCCUAAACCAGCGCUCAGCCGUCACUUCCAUAUGGUCCUCGUUUUCUGCAGCCAGCAGUCCUCUCCGCGUGCUCAUCCUCAAAGGUAUCCUCCAAACAUGCUGUUUCUCUCAACUCAGCUAUCUCUACGAGGAGCUAGGCAAUCUUAUUAGAAUUGACCCUUUCAUGCUCCUUCCACGAGAACUCAAUCUCAAAAUUAUGGGCUAUCUAGACGCUAUUUCCCUCGCUAGAGCUGCACAAGUCAGUCGCAGCUGGAAGAACCUCGCAGAUGACGAUCUCCUCUGGCGUAACAUGUGUGAGCAGCAUAUCGAGCGCAAGUGCGAGAAGUGCGGUUGGGGGUUACCUCUCCUCGAGAAGAGACGCAAAUUGCAGAAGGAGCCAAGUACCAAGGUGGGUAGUGCCAAGAGAGCUUUACUAGCGAGCCACACGGCCCAUUUGGCGAUGCAUGAUGGUACAGGGGGUGCACCGGGUGCAUCAGCCACAUCAGCCACCCCAAACCCAUUUGACACAAUAGACACAAUCAACACCAUGGACGUCGAUGACCGACCCGUAAAGCGACACAGAUCAGCGCGUACAUCGCCGACGCACUCCACUUCAAUCUCACCCACACUCUCACCAUCGCGCUCAGCAUCGCCGAUGAAUACCAUCCGGCAGAAAGCGUCGAAUAUGACAGUUAGUCCGAGCAGCAGCAGCGGGGUCGGUGGCACAUGCAAGCCACUGACGCGACCUUGGAAAGCGGUUUACACGGAGCGACUACUGAUUGAGCGCAAUUGGCGUCGGGGCACACACACGGUGCAAACACUUUCCGGUCACACUGAGGGAGUGAUGUGUCUGCAGUUUGACGAACAUGCUCACCCCGCCCCGACACUUAUCACAGGCUCAUACGACCGCACAGCGCGCGUGUGGAAUCUCGAUACAGGUGCACAGGUAGGCGUGCUGCGCGGACAUACGCGCGGUAUACGCACACUCAAAUUCGACGAAGCUAAGUUGAUAACGGGGAGUAUGGACAGGACGCUCAAAAUAUGGAAUUGGAGGAAUGGAGAGUGUAUACGUACUUUAGAAGGUCAUAGAGAGGGAGUAGUUUGUCUCGAUUUCGAUAAAACUGUUCUUGCUUCGGGGUCCGCGGAUGCUACUGUGAAAGUUUGGCGAUUCAAGACUGCUGAGUGCUUCACACUGCGCGGGCACCGCGAUUGGGUUAAUAGCGUGCAGAUCUGGGAUGGGAUGGUGUCCAGUUCCAGCUCAAUUUCAGGCUCGGAACAGCUCCGCGAGGCGCAGAAAAUCCUCUUCAGCGCAUCGGAUGACGGAUCCAUCAAAAUGUGGAGCCUUGGCAGCCGCGAGUGCAUCAGAAGCUUCGACAGCCAUGUUGGGCAGGUACAAGACAUCAAGAUGAUACUUGUUGAUUCCAAGACGCUCGAGGUGGCGCAGACGGAGCAUGAGGAAGGUGGAGCGCCGAAACUGCAGCGCGUGCUCGACAGUAGUAAUGGUGUUGGUGGUAGUGGUGGGAAUAUUAAUCGCGGUGCACAAGGUCCGUCUGCUUCUCACAAUACCAACAACCUCGUCGAGUCGAGCCAGAGCAGUGUAGACAAGAUACUCGGCGAUACUUCUGCAUCUCACGAAACAGUGCCGAUGCUGGUAAGCGGCGCACUCGAUAACACGGUCAAAGUAUGGGAUGUGAAUACUGGGCGGUGUGCACGCACGCUAUUCGGUCAUAUAGAGGGGAUCUGGUCCAUCGACGCUGAUCGAUUGCGUAUCGUCUCCACGUCUCACGAUCGUACUGUCAAGGUGUGGGAUACAGAUACUGGGAGAUGCUUGGCAACGUUGGUCGGCCACGCGGGCGCUGUCACCGCUGUGCAGCUCAGCGGAGAUAAGAUCGUCACCGCGGGAGAUGACCGCGAUAUACGUAUCUAUUCUUUCACUUGA
Wallemia ichthyophaga EXF-994 is the source of this 2190-nucleotide messenger RNA. RefSeq names its product putative E3 ubiquitin ligase complex SCF subunit sconB. The transcript is spliced from 2 exons. Bases 1 to 2190 code for a protein of 729 amino acids. Lineage: Eukaryota; Fungi; Basidiomycota; Wallemiomycetes; Wallemiales; Wallemiaceae. Gene Ontology annotation, molecular function: protein binding. The record is from RefSeq and is a predicted model, not a curated record.